GCGGCGGAAAACUCCCAGUCUAUCGUCGUCUGCCCAAGUGUCAGUUUACUAAUUGUCGUUUGUUUAUUUUUAGAGUGAUUCCCUCAAACUUGACCGCUUCUGUGAUUUAGUGCCAGUUUUUUAGUGCAAGCUCAAGCAUCGUAGUGUUCUUUCGGUGUUGUAUUUCGCGAUAUAUAGUAGGUGUCAGUCUUCUGUGCGGGAGGUCGUUGAUCCAUAGGCAGGACAGUACAGAAUGGAGUGUGGUGUGCUACGCGGUGGUGAAGUGGAGGAGAGGCGAAGUCCUGCAAAGACUGGUCUUCAUGUCAACUUCAUCGAGAAAGGCGAAGUUAAGGAGAGGAGAGAGAAGUUCUUGACAGCGAAGUACGGGAGUCAUCAGAUGUCACUGAUUAGGAAGAGAUUAGCUGUGGAGAUGUGGCUUUACGAUGAACUUCAGAAGCUUUACGAGUCCUCAACCACAGACAAAGACUCCAAGAGUAGAGAGGUGGAGGUGGACAUAGAUGAGUUGUUGGACAUGGACGAUGACGACCAGAGGCGGCGACAUCUGUUGACGCUGCUGGUGGAUGCCAAGAAGUCUGCUCAUGAUGUUAGGAAAUUCGUAGACGACCUGCUAGAGCGGACCAAGACGCUGUAAUGUGUUCGUAUCGAUGGACGAACUCCGAACUCCGACUGCCUCAGGCCUAACCUGUUCACCUCAACUGUGGGUUGGGGUGUCACCAACGAGAGUUUAGCUACAACUGAACUGUCCACAUUUGUGUUUAUACAUCUAGAAUCUUGCCUGUCUUAAUCGAGGCGAUUUUUAUAGGAUUUUUAAGCAGAUAACAUAAAAGUGAUAAACGUAGGUAACUUGUCUUAUAUUGACCGUAAUUGUGGAUAGACUCCUAACCCUUUGCAUUUAUCGGAUCACAUCUAGUAUUAGAUACAAAGUGAUUCCAUUAACGGUUAGACUUUUUAAUGUUUUACAAUACAUUUUUACCGAAUGGUAUGGACUUUUGGAUCUGUGUUUUUUAUUAGUUUGAGCAGUUUUAUUUUCUUUAUUGCGAUAGAUCAAAUCGUAUGCAGUAUUGUGUUAAUGAUUGAAAAUUAAAAAAUAUUAAAAUCAACCAAGAGAACUACUUGAGUUCCUUAUUUUGUUCAACAAGGCCUACUUUUGUACAGAAUUAAAGGCCUACAUAUUUUUUAAUAAACUGUCAAUUUAUUAUAAUGAAUAUUCAUUCUGAUUGUUGGCUUAUAGCUGUAGUUUCCUUUUAUUAUAUUAGUAGACUUUUGUAUACGUUUUAUAAGGAAUUAUUCAAUUUUAGAAGGUAUUAACUGUUAAGUAAAAAUUUAGUUUUGAAACUGUGUACAAUAUAAAAAACUUAAGGUAUUAAUUUAUUUUCUUAUUUUUUUUUUCUUUAUUUAGUAGUUUUGAUUUUAGGAAGGAAUGUUACAAUAUGAUUAUUGUGAUUCAAUACUAUCUUGCCAAUAGCUGCUCCUAUUCUACACUUUUGGAUAUUAUGUUUGAGUGUUUGGGCUGAUUUUAUGGAUUUAUUGAUCUUUUGUCAAAGCUUCCACUAGGAUUAUAAAUAGUUACGUAUGCAUUUUAUGUUCGAAUAUCAUAAUUGCAAAAAUUAGAAUAAACUUAAUUCAAACACCUUAUGAAACCGUAAAUUAUACUAUAGACAAAAAUAAUUAAAUAUAGACCCUCAGCUGUGCUGCGGUUACCAUAGGUUCUGGCGCACACCGCUGUAGUUACGGCAUUAGUGCUACGUAACUACACGGCACUCCCAGCGGUGUGCGCCAGAACCUAUGGUAACCGCAGCACAGCUGACACUCUAUAUUUAAUUCUUUUUGUCUAUGAUUAUACUUAUAACCAAGAUACUCUUGUGAAUUGUUACUGAGAUUUGCACCAUUAACAAAAAAGAAUGUUGCAAAUCGAAGUGGUUUAUCAACUUGCAUUUAUUGACAAGGGACUCCAUCAAAGGCCAUUCGUAACAAAAAUUGGAAUAGUCCCAACUGUGGCCUUUUCAUCAACAAUAACAACUUGGUACAACGAUCUCUUAGAUUUAUUUCAGAUUUUCUUGCCUAGGACCAGCUGAAAAGAACAAAUGUGUCUGACAUCCAAACUGUUGUGAUCAAGUGAAUUUUUCAUGUUUCAUUUUUUUUUUGCUCAUUAUGUUUAAGCAUUCAUUUUAAAGGUAGUAACUGAAACUUGCCAUCUAAAACUAAACCAAUAGCAAUAUAUUUUGUUAUGACAGUGCAAACCUGGGCCAUCUGCAAUGCUACCACAUAGUUUAUAUCUGUUCCCAGCAGAACCUGUGUUUUGUAAUAUCAGUCUUGAAAUUUUUAAAAGUAAUUAAAGAAACUAACUGCUUCUGUCCAUGUUAUAUGUAUUUCAGAAUGAAAGAUACCCAUUGCCUUCAUGAUCUCACUACCUGCACAAACCUCAUCCUAUCAAUGUUUAUUGUAUGUAGCUUAUUAUGUGUAUGUAUGAUGUAAGUUAGACAUUUCUAUAUUUUCAUUGAAUGGUAAUAGUGUAUGGAAUUGUAAUUUAAUCUGAUUUCAUUAAAGUGUACACUUAGGUAAA
Messenger RNA from Macrosteles quadrilineatus (aster leafhopper), 2563 nucleotides. RefSeq names its product protein phosphatase 1 regulatory subunit 14C. The record is from RefSeq and is a predicted model, not a curated record. The transcript has 5 exons. Bases 233 to 631 code for a protein of 132 amino acids. Gene Ontology annotation, cellular component: cytoplasm. NCBI's taxonomy places the organism in Eukaryota, Metazoa, Arthropoda, Insecta, Hemiptera, Cicadellidae. Gene Ontology annotation, biological process: regulation of phosphorylation. Gene Ontology annotation, molecular function: protein serine/threonine phosphatase inhibitor activity.